Molecule: messenger RNA, 2318 nt
Organism: Pecten maximus
Lineage: Eukaryota; Metazoa; Mollusca; Bivalvia; Pectinida; Pectinidae
Exons: 7
Coding region: 47-1984 (645 amino acids)
Biological process (GO): protein phosphorylation
Cellular component (GO): cytoplasm
Molecular function (GO): protein serine/threonine kinase activity; ATP binding
Source: RefSeq, a predicted model, not a curated record
AGCAACGAUCUGCAGUCAGACACUGUAGCAGUUCAUUAGGCUAAACAUGGAUUUGCCGGUAAUCAAGAAGAUGUACAGUCAUAAAACUAACAAAUUAGUAUGCCCUCCACAAGGAUCUAGAUUGAUAGAAAUUAGGGAUAGGAAGCCAACCAGACACAAUAUCAUCGAUGAAAUUGUCAGCUCCUAUAACAGUUAUCUCCAUAGAGAGAUGGAGUUGUACAUUGGCUGUGAGGAUGGACUGUACAACAUCUGUAAUCCCAAUAGCAGGUGCAGCGUAAAAGGUGUCCAGUGGAGAUGCCUAGCUAAACGUGACGACAGUAUGUUUGAACAACUUUUACGAGAGACCUACAAGCAAGAAUCUCUCUCAGACCUGGGUAUUGGAAAGGAAAAGUCUUUGCCUGGUGAUAUUCAACAAUACAUAUAUAAACAAAUGAGACCAGAGACCUCUUCAGCUACUACACAAUCUAGGCAAUCCACUGCAGAGUUUGAAACACAAACAUACUGGACUGGAAUGAACCAAAAGGACAUAGCAUCGCAGGCGGUACGGGACACAAUGGACAACAGUGUUCAGGCAGUACAGGACACCCACAACAGUGGCAUUCAGGCAGUUCAGGAAACCAUGGAGAGUGGCAUUCAGGCAGUUCAGGAAACCUUGGAGAGUGGCAUUCAGACAGUAUGGGAGACAUUGAACAGAAGUGUUCAGGCCAAACCAGGUGUGGCAGAUUUUGGAUCACAAGCGCAAAUGUGCAACAACUUCACUAGCCAACAAAACUCAGCUCAUGGUGACUGUAACAGAAUGAAGAUUUAUUUCAAUAAAUCAGACCUUUUAGUAGUGGAAAUCAAUGGAAAAACAAUGACAAUGAGUGCAAUGGAAUCCAGUGUCAUAUUAGUAAUGGUGAAGAAUUUAGUGAAAACACAGAUGAGUGGUGAUUCAAAAGACAGCGCUGUAGGAGCUAGAGAAUUUUCAGACAUCCAGCCUUGCCCUGAUAGUGGGGACAGCCAAAUGCUACAGGGAGCUACAGCAGCCAUUGUAGAUACCCGCUAUGAUAGUUUAGAGAAAGCAAUGAAGAAAUCGCAAGAUGAUAAACAAAAGUUCCACAAGAACAUUCCAUAUGAAGGUCACCUAGAUAAGUAUUUGUCCAAAACAUCGCCUUUUAGUGAAUAUGGAUAUGUGGCUGCAAGGGACACAUCUGCCACCCUAGACAACAUCAAGAUUCCUGUUGUAGACAGUUAUGAUAUCACCUAUGAAAAAACUGAAAACAACAGUGUAGUUCUUGGGAGAGGCGGAUUUGGAUGCGUGUACUUCGCUAAACAUUGCCAGUACACAAUGGACAUGUGCAUCAAAGAAUACGAAGAUGACAGCACCACUUUGUAUGAUAUCCACCAUGAGGCUCAGACGCUGAUAUAUUUGCAGUCGACAAACUUUGUACCUCAAUGUUUUGGAAUCAUGGUGUCUCCUUUCAUACCUACAGAUAUCUCCCUUGUGCAGGAAUGUUUUGCUAAAGGCUACACACUGAAAAAGCUGCUGAAGGACCGCCCCAACACAUUUGUUGAUAGAAAAUGGAUUGCUAUUGUUUAUCAGUUGUUUUGGGGAUUGCAGAUGAUCCACGAAAAACAAGUGCUAUUGAAUGACAUUAAAACGGACAAUAUCUUGGUCAACUGGAAAUCUGAUGACAUGACAAACAUUGUCAGAUUUAUUGAUAUGGGCCUUGCCACAUUUAGAAAAGGACAUCGGUUCUCAGAAAACCCAUCCUACAUGAUGGAGUACUGUGAAACCUACGCCCCAGAAGUAAGACAAGGCCAGUUUUCUACGCCAGCCUCGGAUCUCUAUGCAGUGGGGUAUAUGGUCAACGAGAUCUCUGAAACCAUCGGCAUCGCAGAGUUAGAUUACAUUGCUGAAAUGUGUACAGAGGAUGAUCCACACAUCAGACCGAGUUGUCAUUGUGUCCUUGAAAAACUAGAGGACAUCUUGGAGAACACAUGAAUGGACAGAGCUUUUAAGCAUGGCUUUAUAAGUAAUCUGUGAUACAUUUAAAGUAUAAAUGGCAUUGUUUUUUCAACCAGUUUUAUUUAGAUCUAAAUUUUGAUAUUAUGCUUGAAUUAAUAUAUUAAUAUGCCCUAUAAUCAUAAAUAUUGAGAUUUUACUUGAUUAAUUUAUUUUACUUGCAUCUAUUUUUACAAUGAUUAUAUUAGUGUUCUUGAAUUAAUAUAAUAUGCCCUAUAAUCAUGAAUAUUGAGAUUUUACUCCAUUAAGAUAUUUUACUUGAAUUUAUUUUUACAAAGGUGUAUACAUGUAUAAGUGUUCUUAAAUUAAUAUA